Molecule: messenger RNA, 1632 nt
Organism: Eucalyptus grandis
Lineage: Eukaryota; Viridiplantae; Streptophyta; Magnoliopsida; Myrtales; Myrtaceae
Product: anthocyanidin 3-O-glucosyltransferase UFGT
Exons: 2
Coding region: 94-1515 (473 amino acids)
Molecular function (GO): UDP-glycosyltransferase activity
Source: RefSeq, a predicted model, not a curated record
ACUCCUUUAUAAUUCAUGGGCUAACGAAGAACCUUCGCAUUCAAGCCAUUGGGUGGUGCUAGUUCAUCCCCCCUUGUGAGCUGUGACGACGUGAUGUCUUCUUCGCCUUCCGACAGCGUUCAGUGUCUCGACCCACCUCGUGAAAUGAGGACCUCAGGCAGCGGCAGCGGCAGCCCCCACGUCGCCGUCCUGGCCUUCCCCUUCGGAACCCACGCCGCUCCCCUCCUCGCCGUCAUCCGCCGCCUGGCCUCCGCCACCCCCGACACGCUCUACUCUUUCUUCAGCACUGCCGAUUCCAUCGCCUCCGUCUUCUCGGCUUACCGCCACUUGCCCAACUUGAGAGCUUACCACGUGGGAGCCGGAGUACCGGAGGGUCAUGUGCGGGUGGGCAAGCCAGAAGAGGACAUCGAGCUGUUCCUCAGGGCCGCCCCAGCCAACUUCAGGAAGGGGAUGGAGCGGGCAGUGGCCGAGACGGGGAGGACGGUGAGCUGCUUGGUCACCGACGCCUUCUUCUGGUUCGCCGCGGAUAUGGCCGCGGAGAUGGAGUUGCCGUGGGUGGCCUUCUGGACUGCUGGCCCUGCCUCUCUCUCUGCCCAUCUCUACACCGAGCAUAUCAGGCAGACUCUCGGCGCCAGCCUAGGAAUGGACGGGCGAGCAGAUGAGACCCUGCAAUUCAUCCCGGGAAUGUCAAAAAUACGCAUCAGGGAUUUGCCAGAAGGAGUCGUGUUCGGGAACUUGGAUUCACUCUUCUCCCGCAUGCUUUGCGACAUGGGCAGGGCCUUGCCGAGAGCAGCUGCAGUUUUCCUGAACAGCUUCGAGGAGUUGGACCCAACCAUAACCGCUGAUCUCAAGUCCAAGCUCAACAACUUCCUCAACGUGGGUCCCUUCAACCUCACAGCCACUCAGCCCGGCGCUCCCGACGAAAGCGAGUGCAUGUCGUGGCUGGACGGACAAGGGCGGGCCUCCGUUGCCUACGUUAGCUUUGGGUCAGUGACGGUGCCUCCUCGCGAGGAGAUUGUGGAACUAGCAGAGGCCUUGGAAGCGAGCCGAGUGCCAUUCAUAUGGUCUCUCAAGGACCAUCUAAGAGAGAAUCUGCCAGAGGGGUUUCUUGAGAGGAACGAGACAAGAGGGAUGAUGGUGGCAUGGGCACCCCAGGAAGAGAUACUGAAGCAUGCUGCGAUCGGCGCAUUUAUAACGCACUGCGGUUGGAACUCUUUGCUGGAGAGCAUAGGGGGUGGAGGGGUGGCCAUGAUGUGUAGGCCGUUCUUUGGGGAUCAGAGGUUGAAUGGGCGGAUGAUGGAGGAGGUGUGGGGGCUUGGAGUGGGAGUUGAGGGGGGUGUGUUCACCAAGCAGGCCCUGCUGAGUUGCUUGCAGCUUCUUCUGUCCCAAGAAAGGGGGGAAAUCAUGAGGGACAACAUGAGAGCCCUCCGACGACAAGCUGAGAAGGCGGUAGGACCGGAUGGGUCCUCCACUCGCAACUUUGAACUCCUUUUGGACAUUGUAUCAAACGCCUAACAUGUUCUCCCGUCCAACCCACUUUGCACACACCGACUGAAGUUGAAACUUCCCUAUAUUUCUGGCUCAUUGCUUUGGUUGAGCAAUGGGUUGAAUUUAAUUGAAGCUUUUGCCAUA